Lactuca saligna is the source of this 429-nucleotide messenger RNA. The record is from the annotation of a GenBank genome assembly. NCBI's taxonomy places the organism in Eukaryota, Viridiplantae, Streptophyta, Magnoliopsida, Asterales, Asteraceae.
AUGUUAGAUCUCCCUGAACAGAGUGGAAAAACAGAGGUUAGGGAGGUACACAUGAUCGAACUAAAAGAUUUGACAUUUUUUACAUUGUAUAAUUUUUGGGGUUUCGGAUCUCACCUCGCUGGAGGAGAUGAAGUGGGGAUGGAGUUAUGGUUGGAGGCUGAAGAGGUUGAUCUUGUUAUCCAAGUUGAUAAUGUAAAUAUUCCAGAGGUUGAUGAGUUUAAUCCUAAUGCCCAAGUUGAUAAUUUUAAUGUUCAGGAGGUUGCUCUUGUUAUCCAAGUUCAGCAGGUAAGUGUUAGGCCAAUUUCAGAGAUUUUGAAGAGGAUAAGGAGAAGAAAGUCAGAGAGAAUAUUGAAGCUGAAAUUAGGCAAAACAAUUGGUGGUGUUGAUGAUCCAGGAAAUUCGAAGGGAAAAACUCUUGUAAUUGAUUAG